Messenger RNA from Scomber scombrus (Atlantic mackerel), 2295 nucleotides. RefSeq names its product E3 ubiquitin-protein ligase TRIM39-like. The record is from RefSeq and is a predicted model, not a curated record. Gene Ontology annotation, molecular function: zinc ion binding; protein binding. NCBI's taxonomy places the organism in Eukaryota, Metazoa, Chordata, Actinopteri, Scombriformes, Scombridae. The transcript is spliced from 2 exons. Bases 109 to 1728 code for a protein of 539 amino acids.
AGGAGCGCUCAACGUCGUCAACAAGCUGAAACGAAACCUAACGAGGAGAUUUUUGAGUUUUUUUUAAGCUUAAAUGCAGUUUUUGUUUUGCAUCUGAACUUUACAGAUAUGGCCACAGCUAGCUGUCUGCUGUCAGAGGAGAGGUUCCUAUGUUCAGUCUGUCUGGAUGUGUUCACUCAACCAGUUUCAACGCCAUGUGGACACAACUUCUGCAGAGCAUGCAUCAACACGUAUUGGGACAACAGUAACAUUUACCAGUGUCCAUAUUGCAAACAAGAAUUUUCACCAAGGCCUGAACUCCAGGUGAACAUUACCAUGUCUGAGUUAGCUGCUGAGUUUAAGAAGUCAGUUAAAGUGAAAGCCUUCACUCCAGACCCACAGUUUCCAGAAAUAGCAGACGUCCCCUGUGACAUCUGCUCUGAGAUAAAGGAAAAAGCAUUUAAAUCUUGCCUGAUGUGUCUAACUUCUUUUUGUGAAGUGCAUCUUGAGCCCCAUCUGAGAGUCGCAGGUCUCAAGAGCCACACAUUAAUAAACCCUGUGAGGAAUCUUGAUGACAAGAUGUGUGAAAAGCAUAACAAGAUAACAGAACUGUACUGUCGGACUGACCAAGUCUUUGUUUGUGUCUUAUGUUUAAAAACUGAUCACAAGAGUCACAAUAUUGUCCCACUCGAGGAAGAAUAUGAAGCAGUGAUGGCAAAAAAAGAUGACACAAUGGCAGAUAUUCAAAAGAUGAUUCAAUCACGGUCCGAGAAGAUAAGUGAGAUUGAAAACUCACUUGAUGUUUGCCAGAGAGAAACUGAGAAAGAGAAAGAGGCCAGCGUGCAGGUCUUCACUGACUUGAUCUGCCACCUUCAGAAAAGACAGGCCGAGUUUGUUGAGGCAAUUGAGGAAAGGCACAAAACAGAAAAGGAAAAGGCUGAAGGGUUUCUCAAAGAAAUGAGGAUGGAAAUCGCUGAGCUUGAAAACAGAAGCAGCCAGCUGGAGCUGUUGUCACAGUCUGAGGAUCACCAUCAUUUUCUGCAGAACUUCGGAACCUUGUGUUCUCCUUUAAAGAAGGAUUGGGCCAACAUUGUUGUUGGCAGGGAUCUGUCUUUUGAGGCAGUAAGAGGAGCUGUGACUCUGCUAAAACAGAGAGUUGAUGAAAUAAUGGAAGAGCUUCCUGAGAUCAAAAUGAAAAAAAUGAGAGAACAUGCUGUGGACUUGACUCUUGACCCUGACACUGCAUUUUGCACACUUGUCAUUAGCGAGGAUCGAAAACAAGUUACAAAUGUAUAUGUAGAUCAGAAGGUCCCCAACAACCCAAAGAGAUUUGACAUGUUUGCAGAUGUUUUAUCAAAUGAGGGAUUCACAACAGGGCAGUUUUAUUAUGAGGUGCAGGUGAAAGGAAAGACUUGUUGGACUGUUGGAGUGGUCAGAGAGUCUGUUGAAAGAAAAAAGAACACAGACCUGAAAGUUGGAAAUGGUUUUUGGACUUUUAGGUUGGAUGAGGGCAAAUACAGAUGCAAUGGAACAAUCAUACUGAAAGACACGCUUCAAAAAGUGGGCAUCUUUGUGGACUAUAAUAAAGGAGUGGUUUCUUUCUAUGAUGCGGAUUCUAAAUGUCAUAUUAAUUCUUACACUGAUCAACACUUCACAGAGAAACUUUAUCCAUACUUCUCCCCUGAAGUGAGUGAAAACGGAACAAACUCUGCCCCUCUCAUCAUAACCCCAGUACCUCAAACACGCUGAGUUUCGUUCUCAUUUUGAUUUUCCUCUAGAGAUCACAGAGAUAUUAACAAGUGUUAACAGCAACUUUCAAAUGAAACUUGUAAUCAGACUACAUUUAAAAUGUUUUCAAUCCAUGCAUUCAUAUGUACAUAAAAGAUAAGACACUGCAUCGUCCUGCAAGUAGCAUUCUGUUCAUUUCUCUGCAGUGAAAUUCAUAUGGAUAAAUGUAAACUGGGGGAUGCUAAUGUUGCACAGUAAUAUUGUCAGAUCUUGUUGUUUACAAUUACAAUAGAUAAUGGUACCAGUGCCAUAAUGUAUUUAAAAAAAUGUAAUGCAUAUUUUGAUUGAUGAUGAUAUUUGACAUUGUUUGCAAUAAAGUAAUGUUCCUGCAAAAUCAUGUCAGGUUUGUUUUGCCUUUUCAAACCGGAAAUAUACAACCCCUGCCUGAUGGAGAUUUGUACUACAAGGAAUACACACAUUCAUCUACAUUUUUCCUCUUGCUUGUUACUUUUAAUUCACAGUGUCUUGAAAUGAAAAUAAAUUUCUUAUUUGACAAGUAGGGCUGAAUAAACUCAAAAUCUUGACAGA